GUGCAUUGGCUGAGGGCGAAGGCAUUACGGGAUCGAUGGGAGGAAGAAAUGAUAUUGGUCCAAUUGGAAAUGGAUUGGACAUGUAACUUUUUUUUGUGGAAAGCAGCCCAAUGGGGCGACCGGAUGCAGGAAUCAUUGGAGAAACGCCUUCCGGGUCAUGCAUGCUACUCCGGAAGGCAAUCUCAAAUGUAUUCAUUGCUGGGACAGGAUGCGCAGGCAGCAUUUCAAGACCUCCGGAACGUGUUAACAGAGGCUGGGGAUGAAUGA
Molecule: messenger RNA, 267 nt
Organism: Suillus discolor
Lineage: Eukaryota; Fungi; Basidiomycota; Agaricomycetes; Boletales; Suillaceae
Exons: 1
Source: RefSeq, a predicted model, not a curated record